Neospora caninum is the source of this 546-nucleotide messenger RNA. RefSeq names its product putative 60S ribosome subunit biogenesis protein NIP7. The record is from RefSeq and is a predicted model, not a curated record. Gene Ontology annotation, biological process: ribosomal large subunit biogenesis; ribosome assembly. Gene Ontology annotation, molecular function: RNA binding. The transcript has 5 exons. The coding region runs from base 1 to 546 and encodes 181 amino acids. NCBI's taxonomy places the organism in Eukaryota, Apicomplexa, Conoidasida, Eucoccidiorida, Sarcocystidae. Gene Ontology annotation, cellular component: preribosome, large subunit precursor; nucleolus; nucleus.
AUGCGGCAACUCACGGAAGAGGAAGUCAAGCUCGUCUUCGAGAAACUUUCCAAGUUUGUCGGAACAAAUUUAAUGCAGAUCGUGGAUAACCAGGAAGACCCGCAUGUCUUCCGGCUUCACCACGACCGUGUCUUCUACAUGAGCGAGAAAGUGUUGAAGAUGGCGGGCUGCAUUCCUCGAAAGAGUCUGCUUUUGGCGGGCGUGUGCCUGGGGAAGUUCACAAAGAGUCGGAAGUUCCGGUUGCAAGUCACAGCCCUCGAUCUGAUCGCCCGGUACGCCAAGUACCGGAUUUGGGUCAAACCCGGAGGCGAGCAGUCGUACGUCUACGGCAACCACGUCAUCAAGCGGCACAUCGGGCGAAUCACAGCGGACAUGCCACAGAACGCCGGAGUGUGCAUUUGCUCUCUGAACAACGACUUGCCGCUCGGAUUCGGCGUCGCAGCCAGAGCGACGCAAGACAUUCACGCCGCUGACACAGAGGCCAUCGCCGUUUACCAUGUUGCAGACGUAGGCGAGUAUCUUCGGGAAGAGGCGGAUCUCGUGUAA